Racocetra fulgida is the source of this 456-nucleotide messenger RNA. Lineage: Eukaryota; Fungi; Glomeromycota; Glomeromycetes; Diversisporales; Gigasporaceae. The record is from the annotation of a GenBank genome assembly.
AUGCAAAAUAAAGGAAUUGGCUAUGCAGUCGUACGAAAUCUUGCCCUGAACUAUGCCAAUUCAUCACCAUCUCAGCCUCUUACAAUUUUGUUGACAGCACGUAAUCCAACACUAGGACAAAGUUCAAUAGAUAAAUUACGUGAAGAAUUGAAGCCUAAUAUUUUAGUAGAGGAUGGUGGAAAAGUAGAUUUGAAAUUUUUGAGAUUAGAUAUAGCUGAUGAACAAAGUAUUAAGGAAGCUAAAGAAAUUAUUGAAAAGGAUUACUUAGCCACCAAUUUUUACGGUACACUUAACGUAUUCAAUGCUCUAUAUCCACUUGUUCGACCAAAUGGUCGUAUUAUUAACGUUUCAAGUAAAGCUGGAAAAUUAAGUGUUUUGAGUAGUGCUUUGCAACAAGAAUUUUUAAAGGAGGAUCUAGACAUGGAGGGAUUAAUUAAAUUAAUGAAGAGAUUUGAG